Messenger RNA from Aedes aegypti (yellow fever mosquito), 5892 nucleotides. RefSeq names its product titin (gene ana1). NCBI's taxonomy places the organism in Eukaryota, Metazoa, Arthropoda, Insecta, Diptera, Culicidae. The coding region runs from base 558 to 5522 and encodes 1654 amino acids. The record is from RefSeq and is a predicted model, not a curated record. The transcript is spliced from 5 exons.
CAGAGUCAUUGAUUGUUUAUUUCAGAAGAGAAAAAUGAAAUAAAUUAUUUUCUUUGAUGUGAUUUGGUCGUAUGGUAAAUAAACAAGUUUGAAAGUCAGUGGUGCCUAACAUUUGUGCUUAGUUUUUAAAGUUUUGCAGUAAAAUGUAACAUUAUGAUUACGCGUAUUUAAACAUUCCACAUUGCGUAGCGAUGUUGCGCUACAUAACUUCCUACAUGCAUACCUUAUAAGUGAAAUACUUUGAAUUGUCAUGGAAACAUUCCGUUACAAACAAACCCGCAUCCUCGAUCGUUUCGAUUCGCCGACCAGCAUAAAAAGCAUAAGCAGCAUAAAAGUAUCUCAAGUGGUGAAGAAGGUCAACACGAAAAGGAACGCAAUGUUGUUACGAAACUGCUAAAAUAAAAAAAAAAUAGCCUGUUGGUUGUUUGCCUCAUCGGUGCGUGAAAGUGGUCGUCAAAAUUUCCGAAAGAUUUCAGUGAUUUUAUAUUUUGUAACGAGCGUGUUUUCGACGCGGAACUCGAGGAUGAUGAUCACACCGUAGCUGGCGGAGGGAGAGGAUGUCCAUCAACAUUACGGUGCACAGUUCGCAGGCUCCGUCUUCUUCCGGUGGGAAUCCGUUUGCCAACUUGGAAAGCGUUCGUAAGGCCGAAAAUGACAAACUGCGGAAAGCCCGAUUGGAACAGGUCCGACAGCAGUCGAAGCAACUGGCGGCGAAAGUUCGUCGAAACUUCCAAACUGCCAAGGAGAAAGAGUUGGCCAAUGUGGAGAAACUGAGGGAAGCGGAAUUGAAGAACUGGAAGCAGAGGCACAUAGCGAAGCUGCAGGCCGAUUAUCAACACUGUUUGGAGGAUGUCGGUGAGGCGCAUAAAGCUGCGGAAGCGGCUGAGCAGUGUGAAGUUUGGUUCCAGGAGAAAAAGGCCACCCAACAGGCGGCAGCUCUUCAGAGGGGACGGCAAGCGGAGCAAAAACUAGCGAAGGACAUUCAGGACCGAGAAGCUAGGAAGUCGAAGAAAAAGAAAGAGUAUGUUCCGACCAAAUCGGUUGCGGUGCAAGUUUCGGCUCCCGCGGAGCAGAAAAAGGAUGCCCCCGUGCAGGUGGAUGAUAGUAGUACCUACGCCAAUACUGUGAGUGCAUUUGAGCAGUUCAAGAAAGGUUCGAAGGCAAACUCGGUGCCGGAUCUACGCAUGCAUGACCGACCGUUGUCACCGGAUUUCCUGUCGUCCGAUGAAGAGCUACUCCAUGGUAUUGAUAAGAACAAAGAGAACAUUCCAACUAUCAAUUCGACAACCAGCAAACGAAUAGACACACUUUACUGCAAUCCAACAUCAUUUACCUCACCAGAAACAAUUCAACAGCAAGCGUCCGCAAUCCGACAGCAACCGAUAAAACCUUUCACGCAGGUAUCGGAGUUCGUCAAACGACGCAGGGAAGAGAAGUUACACCAACACGCACACCCACACGAACCCAUCACGAAGGACAUCCCCACAUACUGCUCCCAAAAAAAUGUGCAAUUCGAUGACCUCAGUGAGAACACUUUAUCCUUUCCCACGAGCACAGCCCUGGAUCGAUCCAUCUUGGAAUCGCCACGCAAACCGGUCCGAAAGCUGGUCGAACAGCCCAAGGUCAUUCCUCUCAAGGGCAAACCAAGUCCGUCGAAGCGAUCGACGACGGAUUCCAAUUCGGCCGGAGCCACUUCCUCCAAGGUGCAGUACUACGACUACAACACCAAGUACCGGAAGGAAUACGACCAACCGAGUGCGUUUGUGCAGCGCAAUGACAAACCAAGGGAAGGGGAGCUGAAUGCCAUGCAGGAGGCCAGCCGACUGGAGCGGCUGCAGGCGGAGAUGCUGAAAGCGAGAAGACAAAUUCCAGCGGGGCCGGAUCGCUCGCAGACAGCGCUGGAGAAGCUACAGAUGCGAAAGGACUACGAGAACCUUCAGUUAGAACUGGACAAAUUGAUCAAAGCUGAGUCUCAAGCCAAGGGCCAGGAUGUGACAAGAAAACCACUAAUGACCGAGACCCGCCAGCGGCAGCAAACGGAAGCCCGCCAGAAGCGAAUGAAUCAAGCCGUGGAAGAUUUACUGAAGAAGCGAGUGCUGAUCACUUGUCCCAUAGUUCGGGAUCCACCCCGAGGAGUUCAGUUGUCAAAUAGACCUUCACAGGUAAACGUUGCGGCGGGGAUUGGGAAUGCUGUCCAUGUGCCCGGAGAUGAUUCCAUCCUGCGGGAAGCAACAAACAGCUCAGACAGUUGCAGCACUAUCAUGCUGGGUUACGAUCAAAGUAACGUGCGCGCGGGAAUUCCCCUACCGGAAGCUGAUAAAGUCGCUAAGCUGAAGGAACUGCUGCAGAAGGUGAACGAACAGAAACGACUACUAACGGAGGAGCUUAAGAAAGAGGAGGAAAUCGAACAUGAACUGAAGGUGCCUAUUGUGAAUAUCAAAUCGACGAAAACCCAAACGGAUAACGGAAUCAAGAAGUUGCAACAACGACAGCAGGAACUUGAAGCCCAGCAAAAGCAACUGCACGAGAAGGAAAAGGAAAUUCGUGAGUUGGAGAAGCAGUUGAAGGAGAAGUUGAAUCGGUUGGAGAAAGAAAAGUCCAAGUCAAAGGUUCCGAUUCACAUAGAAACGAACGGUACCGGAAGUGCAGAUGUCCAAAUGGCUCAUGAUAACAGCUCAACUGGAUCGAAUGAUAGCAUUCAAUCGGGUUCAGAAAUACCGGUAAAAAUUGUUAUAACUGUGAAUGAUAAAUCUAAAAAGAAAGUCAAGAAGACACCGAAGAAGAUACUCCCGGAAGCUAGGAAAAGGAAGAAAGCUAAGGAUGUCGUUGAUCGACCUAUAGAAUCACAGAAAACUAGAGGCAAGUCUCCAAAGAAGGUGGAAGCAAUCCCCGAAAAGCCCAUUGAAGUUCCAAAAGUUCACUCAGAACCACCGAGAACAGUUCCAGAACCGAUGGAAGCGUCACCAAUCAGCUCAACGACCUCAACCGUUUAUCGACAACUGCCAUCAAAAAUCGACAAUCGCGCCGGCCAGCUCUUGAAGCAAUUGGCCCAACAACAAGCACCGCCACCGAAGCCUGUAAAAUCCCAACGCCGGGAAUCUGCGCCCAAGCAUCAACUAAAAAAGACCACCCCUCCUCCUGCUCGACCAGCACCAAUUGCUCAAGCCCAGCAGCGAGGGCAAAAUUUCAAUCCCAACCUCAUGCAGUACAUCGUUCGAUUGUUGGGUAUGUCCCGGCAUUCAAUCGAGCAACUCGGGGUCAGUUCAUCAACGACGGUUUCCACGCCGCACGAUUCCGUUACCAACGUCAGCGCCAAUCAAUCCAGCAGCGUCGAAGAGCAAACCAGUCGCGAUCAGGUGCGAAUGGACAAGCUGAGACGAUUCAUCGACGAAAACUAUAACUUCCUCCAGGAAAUCGACGAAACCCUCAAAGAGCAGGAGCUGAGCGGAACGGCCGAUGAUAACAUCAGUCGAGUGGAGGACGUUUGGAUGAAAACGCUCAGUCGGAAGGAGAAGGAAGUUCGACGAGAAAAACCGCAAAUUGCGGCACCUCCCCUCGGCCAAUCACCCCCAGUCAGGGACAGUUCUCUCAAGUCGAUUCUUAAGUCACCUAAAAAGACACCCGCCAAGGUGGCGACAAUCAUGACCCCGCAAGGAAACGUGGAAGUAAUCGACCUAACAGACCGUGCUGAACAAGAAGUGCUGGAAAAGUACUCGCAUCUGGCGGAAAACUGUAGCAAGCGAAUCUCCGAAUUGUCGGACAUGAUCCAGAAGGUCCGGGAGGAGAAGAAAAAGCUCAUCGAAAACAGUUUGUCAUCCAGCGAGCAGCCGGAAUCGUCCACCAAAUAUCUGGAUUUGCCACGAUCGCAACAGAAAGCGCCCGCUGCCGAAACGAGUCCGCAGUCGGCCAAGGAGGAUCCCGUCAGCGAAGAGAUCAACAACAUUUUCACCAAGUCGAGACAGAUUGGACUCAGCAAGGAUAGUGGCAUAGCAAUGUCACGACCGGUGACAUCAUCAGACUAUCGUGACAGCCCGGACGCAAGACCGCCCAACGCCGGGGCACCACAGUUCGAGUCGUCCGAGGAGCUGAGCUCACGCGAGAUGGCACCCACUGGUUCGGUGGCGUUUGAACCCUUGCUCAAGGAUAUUCCGAAGGUUUCACCACGGCUGCAUAAUGCGGAAACGAAUACUCAGCCGGUCCCUACCAUCGUUACUCAAGAACCAAAGGAUAUCCCCCUAGCAAAGCGAACCAAGCCACCGGUGGCCGUCAUUCGAUACAGUCCCCAAUUAGAAGAACCCAUCGCAGCACAUGAGCUGUCCACCAUUCCCGAAGUCGAAACUCCGCUUGCCUCCAAGAUCAACAUCUCGGUAGUACCUAGCGAAAAGCUCGAUCCUGCCGAACAACUGCUCAUUGAAGUGCGCGACAAACUUCUGGACCACGCCCGUGCCCUUGGCUACGAAGAUUUUCCCAACUACCAGCAAUACGUCCGAGAGCAGAAUCUGGAAGGCACCCGAUACGAUCCGGAGAAGACCAGCUACUCGCGCCUUCACGAACUGCUGGAAGUCACCGACAAGAGUGACCACCUUCGCUAUCAAAACUUUCCCGUACCGGCCCCGGAGAUGAACGUUACUGAAGAGAGUGCGAAUGCGAACAACAAAAAGCCCGAAUUGGAAAGCAACUCCAGUUCCAGCACCACACUCCCGGACGUGGUGGCCGAGCUCAAGCUCAGAAAGAUUAUCGAUAAAUCUUUCGACAACUCUCUUGACGAUUCCAACCUUUCGACACCGGAUUCUGGUUCGUUACUAGCUCUUCAUCCUCUUCCAGAAAAAUCCCCGAUAAAAUCGCACCAGAAUCAAAACGAUCCCCGCAAAACCCCCGACCAAUCCGUCUCGGAGACAACGGCAUCCCUCGAACGGGAUCUCAAUCAGCUUGGCCUGCGCUGGGCCUCAAGUAUGCUGAAGAAAAACCAGCAAGCCCUCCUACAAGAGCACUCCAGCAGCUCGUCCCUCUCACCGGCCGAAGACAUCCGCCGCCUGUCGGCCAGAAAAUCCAAACCACUGCCAUCUCUUCGGGACGACCCAAACGAUUCGCAGAACACAGUCUCCGGUAAACCCUUGAACCUUAAAGAGUUCGUUGCCCGUGAACUGAUGAUACGGACCCAUUCCGAUCCGAACUCGCUCUCGGAUUCGUCCAGUCCGUGCAGUAUGCUGUUACGAUCAUUGCUGGACAUCAGCCACAUUAACACCUCCACUCCGGAAUUGCUCACGCAAACCACGGAUAAGAACAUUCAGCGAACGUCCACUCCGGUGGCCACGAAAUCGUCCUCCGGCGGGACCCCACGGGAAAUCGCUGUCGCCAAUGAUGGCAGCCUGAAUGUUACGAAUGGGCUAUUCUCCGGCGAAUCGCGAAUUUCGUCCGUUCACAUGAGUUCUUCUUCGGGCGGGGAGAACAAACUGACCGUUCCGAACGUGCGCCUCGAUGUGCACCGGUAUGCAAAGGGACGGGACACAGCCCAGAAGUAGAGAAGCAUAAAUCACACGCUCACAUUACAUAUAUUUGAUAGAUAUCUAUUUUAAUAAAAGUGCCUUUGAAGCAAUAUUUUAUUGGAAUAAUGUUCUCUAAUGAAUUGAAUACUCAACUGAGACUUAAGCCUUAUUGUGUAGGAAUUGAAUUUAAUUCUAUGCAUGCGCUUACAAUCAAUAAAUUGAAUUGUAAGUUACGUUUACUGUAUUAAUGUUAAGUUUUAGCUCAAAAUCAUUACUAUCUAGGACUAUUAUUGAUAAGUUGGAUAGAAAAUUAGAAUGCGUUUUCUUUUCUCCAUAGGAUGCAACAAAUUAAGCACUGUUAGUCAUAGGCAUACAAAAGCAUUUAAUAAAGAUUAUUCAAACUGUA